CUCUCAAAGAUUCUAUAUGUGCUGUGUAUCAAACACCAGUUCUUGAAAAUGAUGGAGCGGUAUUCAAUGUUGUAUGCGACAGCGGAAAAUGCUCACCUCGAAACGACCAAGCAUUAUGUGAAAUGCUCCGGUUGCUGGUAUCAAAGAAUAACCUCAAGUUUACCGUGUUCAUAGAGACCCCCUCAAAGGCAUUCUCGGAUUGGACAUUCCCAAAAGUAUGUCAACUUUAUGGUAUUAGCAAUGACCCGAAUCCCGACAUUGACGUGUUCCCUCCCUUUUCAUGUGGUUCUGCAGACCUAAACAGUGAUAAGUCCAAAGCCGUGAUUAAACACCUAAUGGCGGAAAUAAAACUUCGUCAGGAUGUUACUCCUCUCAACAAGGCAAAUGAAGCAACAAAAAGUAUUUAUUCUUACUGCUAUCUCGCUUCCGGGGUCUCGCUCUACAAAGAUAAUUUCAAGCUCAUACCGGAAAAACUUAUCGAGGGUCGAAAUGGACAAGGGAACCUCGAUUAUGCAGUAGAGUGUCGUUCGACGGGUAGAGUCCUUGGUGUAAUUGAAGUUAAGAAGGAAGAUUUUAUGAAGGGAUUUGCCCAGGCGUCUGGGAAGCCAUCGUUUAAGCUAUCGGAACCAGUGACCGUUGUGUACAAAGAUGAGAAUUUGCAAGCUAAAGUAGGAAAGGUCCUCGGGCAAAUUGUAUGGAUAUUGGAGGAAGCACAGAGGCCGGUGAAGGUUUUGGAGGAAUCGAGUGAAAUCAAAAGGGUAAGGUCAACGGGCGAUCUUACCGGGAAGUCAGAUAAAUAG
Messenger RNA from Ambispora gerdemannii, 800 nucleotides. The record is from the annotation of a GenBank genome assembly. Lineage: Eukaryota; Fungi; Glomeromycota; Glomeromycetes; Archaeosporales; Ambisporaceae.